AUGUCAGGAGAGUUCAUGACAUGUAGAGUAAGAAAAUUAUCAUUUUAUGCAAUUUGUAGACAAGAUAUAGGAUGGUUUGAUAAAAAAGAGAAUUCAACUGGAAGAUUAGCUGGAAGACUUGCAGCUGAUGCAACUAAAUUGAAUGGAGUAACAGGUAAUUUGAUUGGGACAAUGAUCCAUUCAACUAUCUUUGUUCCAUUAAUUGUAUUUAAUACAUAUAUCCAAUUGAGAAUUUCAGUUGGAUUUACUGGACCAGAAACAAAAAUCUAUACUAAUGCAGAAAAUCUUUGA
Entamoeba dispar SAW760 is the source of this 291-nucleotide messenger RNA. Its product is annotated as multidrug resistance protein, putative. Gene Ontology annotation, cellular component: membrane. The record is from RefSeq and is a predicted model, not a curated record. Gene Ontology annotation, molecular function: ABC-type transporter activity; ATP binding. The coding region runs from base 1 to 291 and encodes 96 amino acids. The transcript has 2 exons. Gene Ontology annotation, biological process: transmembrane transport. Lineage: Eukaryota; Evosea; Mastigamoebida; Endamoebidae.